Pan troglodytes (chimpanzee) is the source of this 5636-nucleotide messenger RNA. RefSeq names its product zinc finger protein 572 (gene ZNF572). Bases 2507 to 4090 code for a protein of 527 amino acids. The record is from RefSeq and is a predicted model, not a curated record. The transcript has 8 exons. NCBI's taxonomy places the organism in Eukaryota, Metazoa, Chordata, Mammalia, Primates, Hominidae. Gene Ontology annotation, biological process: regulation of transcription by RNA polymerase II. Gene Ontology annotation, molecular function: RNA polymerase II cis-regulatory region sequence-specific DNA binding; DNA-binding transcription factor activity, RNA polymerase II-specific.
AGAUGGACAGGGGAGAAUCUUCUGGACCAUGUCAGCCAAGGGAGGCUCUCCUGGAAAGUACAACCAGGGUUGCCAGAUGGGCUGACCCAGAGAUUCGCCUGCUAACACAGAAAAAAGACUUUUUAGCUCCUGCUCAGCAAGAUUUGAGCAUUGAUAUGGACCUGAGUAACUUAUACGUGUUUUCUUAUCUUUUUUCAGAAUGGGAAAUGUUAUUGCAAUUUUCCUAUACAGAACCACUGUUAAGUAUGGGGUAAGGGAGAGCUUGGGGGUAACAGAGUGAUCCAGCUUCUCCAGGAGCUCCUCCUGGUCCCAAGUGCUUUUCCUGCAGGUGCUCCUGAUCUUUGCACGGAAUCGAGGCGUUUGGGCCUUGUCUCCCUCAGAGAGAGGGUAGAUGUGUCUGUGAGGAGGACCCACAAAUAUCUGGUGGCCAAAAGCAUGGACAGUGGCAGACACUGUUAGAUGUCACUCAGUGCUAGUUCCUCCCUCCUUUUAGACUAAAAAGACACCCCAUUUUUGGUCUGGGCAUGGGCAGCAUUAUUUCCAGCCUCCCUUGCUGCUGGAUGUGGCCAAGUUCCCAGAUAAAAAUGAGCAGAAGAGAGAGAGGAAACCUCUGGGUCACGCUUGUCAAAGAAAAAGGCAUUUCUUCCGUUCCGCUUCCUCUUCCCACCCUGCUGCUGGAAUUCUGAUGUGCUUGUGUCCAUCUUCAACCACACAGAUGAAGGAUCUAAAACCUGAAAAGAGGCCAAAUGAUUCCUCAAAACCAUGCAAGUACGAAGUAGCAGAGCAGAUCUCAAAUCCAGGUGUGAAGUGUGUCCAGCAGUCUGAGAACAAGAAGAAGAAGAAAAUCUAAUCCUUCAGGGUGUCUGUGUGCCAGCCCUGCUCUCAGCACUUCCCAUGUGGAACUCGUUUACUUCUCCUAACAACUCCAUCAUAUGGGUUAGACUGUGAUUGUUCCCAUAUUGUUGGUAGGGAAACUGAGGCAUGCAGGUGUUACAGAGCUGUCUCAAGCAGCAAGCUUUCUGGGUGGUUACAGAGUGGCAGAGCUGGGGUAUCCCAUGAUGUCACCACACUGCUAUAUGGAAAGGAACAUUAAUCGAGCACCUAUGUGCUUGAUUCUCUUAAUUCUGUGACUGAACUCUCAAAACACCCUGGGUAAGCACUAUCAUCUCCUAUUCUCACAAGUGAAAAAACUGGGAUUCAAAAAAAUUAAGUGACUUACCAAAUAUUACAGAGCUAGUGAGCCAAGACUUGAACACUGAGAUGGAAUUCUACCUUUUAAGGUGGCUAAGCAACAAAAGGAUGUUCCUUUCCCAAGGGGGUAAGAAGCAGUGGCCAUGUUCAGCACAAUUGUCCUAUCACAGGUUCAUGGCAGGGACCGAGCAGUGAGGAUGGGCACUGCCCUGUGUCCUAGCAGAUGGCUGCCUUCUGGCUCCCCAGACUUGGCCAGCAGCCCUUCUGUCUUCAUGCCAUGACCUAUUUUUGUUCACCCAGUUAGUGUAUGGCCUAUUUCUUUCCUUAAGAAUUACUUCAUAACUUUCACAGAGUAAUAGCACAUGCUGAGCACAGCAUUCAUGAACUUGGACACACGCACACAAAAUGUCCCUUUAAAUUCACAGAGCAAUAUCUGAGAUCCAGGUAGAAAGACCAAAAGGAAAAUUAAGAACAGACUCUCAGACCUGUCUUCCCUUUGCAUUCAGGUUGGUUUCCUUUUUACAACUGCCCAAGUCAUGAGUUCAUAGGGCCUGGAUGGCUGUACCGGAUUGCUCUCCAGCUGGUCUCUCUGCAUCCAGAAAUUUCUACAACCUACUGGGACACAGAGGGAUUGAAAUGCAUAACAAUAGAGAUGAAACAUGAAGAGUGAUAAAUGAAGAUUGAGUGUGCACACCUUCUGGAGGAGCCCUGAUUGAGUAUUUUAACACAGAAGUGGGUGAGAGCAAAGUUGUAUCAGAGUAGGACAAUGACACCAAGCCAGAUGGUUAUCAAAAUCCACAGGAACAAAUGAAGAGAACCAGAAAUUGCAAAUAAGAAGGACAGAGUACCAGAGAGGAGAGAGAUGUACAGAGAAUUAUGGAGGUGGCUUCCCUUGAGUAUGCAGCUAAGUAAUGAUUAAUGCAUACAUAUAAGAAACUACUGGAUGACAGAGAAAGAACCACAAGCAAUUUAAAGCACUCCACGAAGAGGCCUUGGCUAGCUGCACAUCUCCCUACAUGGGUAUGUCAAGAUCACCGACUCUGCUUACAGCAGUUCCCAGAUGAAACUCUUCAUAAUUUCAGACGCACCUUUAAUACCAGUGAAGGUUUACCUCCAGGCCCACAGUCUGGGUCUUUCCAGAGACACUCACAGCAAGAUGUCACCUGCUUUUUGAUGUCAUCAGAGUCAAACACAAACACCCACCACUGUGGUUUCCAUGUCUAAUUCGCAAAUGGCUUUAACUUUGAGCUGGCCCACAAUGUUGUAUUAACCCCACUCAGGGUUUCUGAUCUCUAACUUGGCUGUGAUCAUUGUGAUGGAGCAAGAAAAAAAACUGUUGGUCUCAGAUUCUAACAGCUUUAUGGAGAGGGAGAGUUUGAAAAGCCCCUUCACAGGAGAUGCAAGUAUGAAUAAUUUGGAAACUGUUCACCACAAUAAUUCUAAGGCAGAUAAAGAGAAACCUUCAGAAUGGUCUAAAAGACAUAGACCACAACAUUAUAAGCAUGAGGAUGCAAAAGAAAUGCCACUGACAUGGGUUCAAGAUGAGAUUUGGUAUCAUGAUUCCUAUGAGAGUGAUGGCAAGUCAGAGAAUUGGGGAAAUUUUAUAGCUAAAGAGGAGGAAAAACCCAGUCACCAGGAAUGGGACCCAGGAGAACAUACCAAUGCCUGUGUCCAGCAGAAUUCAUCCUUUGUAGACAGACCCUAUAAAUGUUCCGAAUGUUGGAAAAGCUUCAGUAAUAGUUCUCAUUUGCGUACUCACCAGAGGACCCACUCAGGAGAAAAGCCUUAUAAAUGCUCUGAGUGUGCAAAAUGCUUUUGUAACAGUUCUCACCUGAUUCAGCAUCUAAGAAUGCACACAGGAGAGAAGCCCUACCAGUGUGGUGAAUGUGGGAAAAGCUUCAGCAAUACCUCCCAUCUUAUUAUCCAUGAGAGAACUCACACGGGAGAGAAACCCUAUAAAUGUCCCGAGUGUGGGAAGAGAUUCAGCAGCAGCUCUCACCUUAUUCAGCAUCACAGAUCACAUACAGGUGAAAAACCAUAUGAAUGUUCUGUCUGCGGAAAAGGCUUCAGUCACAGCUAUGUCCUAAUAGAACAUCAGAGGACUCACACUGGAGAAAAACCUUAUAAGUGCCCUGAUUGUGGGAAGAGUUUUAGUCAGAGUUCCAGCCUCAUUCGCCACCAGCGGACACACACAGGUGAGAAGCCCUACAAAUGUCUUGAGUGUGGAAAAAGCUUUGGUUGUAAUUCUACUCUAAUAAAACAUCAGAGAAUACAUACAGGAGAAAAGCCUUAUCAAUGUCCAGAAUGUGGGAAGAAUUUUAGUCGUAGUUCAAACCUUAUUACACACCAGAAGAUGCACACAGGAGAGAAAUCCUAUGAAAGUUCUGAAUAUGAGGAAAGUUUGGGUCAGAACUGCAAUGUGAUAGAAGAAUGCAGAAUCCAGUUAGGAGAGAAACCAUAUAGAUGUUGUGAAUGUGGGAAGAGUUUUGGCCUUAGCUCCCAUCUCAUUAGACAUCAGAGAACACAUACAGGAGAAAAACCUUACAGAUGUUCUGAGUGCUGGAAAACCUUCAGUCAGAGUUCCACCCUGGUGAUUCACCAAAGGACACAUACAGGAGAGAAACCUUAUAAAUGUCCUGAUUGUGGUGAAUGCUUCAGUCAGAGCUUUAACCUUAUCAGGCACCGGAGGACCCACAUAGGGGAAAAACCUUACAAAUGUACCAGCUGUGAGAAAUGCUUCAGCAGAAGUGCCUACCUCAGUCAGCAUCGGAAAAUUCACGUAGAAAAGCCUUUUGAGUCUCCCGACGUUGGGGAUUUUCCUCAUGAAUGGACUUGGAAAAACUGUUCAGGGGAAAUGCCCUUCAUCCCUUCAUUUUCCGUCUCAAAUUCAUCUUCCUGAGUCCCAAAGCCUGGUUGGUGAUGGUUUUUUCUUCCUUGUUGGACCAUGACAAUUUAGGUAUUCUGUGAUUGUUGUGCUAUAAAGUUUCUUUGAUGUGUUUGUCAAAACAUUUGGAAAAAGUCAACCUCCCAGUUUAAAGGAUGGGAAGACCCCAAUCACCAGGUUAUUGGAUCUGUCCAGUGAGAGAUUCAUCCACCAAGGAUGAAGAAAGGAGGACUUUUAAAAAUUUAAGGUAAGAUAGUAAUAGCUUCAAAAGAACACGUACAGAGUAAUCCUGAGAGUAAGCAAAGGAACCAUGAGAACCUGAAGCUAGAAUUGCUAUUGAAUUACUUUAUUUUCUCUUCCCUUAUUGGGUAGAGAUACAUCAUUACUGGCCUCAGGGGUUUACCCAAAGAAAGGGUAUUUUUGAGCAAAUAAUGUGAUUUCCUGGCUAUUUUGUUGGGGCUUAAGAAGAGAUUUUUUUUUCAAAUGCAUUUUUAGUCACUAAAAAUUAACUGUCGUACCAUCUAGAACUAUACUGUCCAGUACCAUAGCCUCUAGCCGUAUUUAGCUAUUUCUAUUAAGAUUAAUUGAAAUUUUAAAUCCAGUUCCUCAGUCACACUAGCCACUUUCUAAGUGCUCAGUAGCUCUGUGUGACCAGCGGCUACUGUAUUGGAUAUUAUAGAAGGUUCUUUCAUUCAAGAUCAUCAUUCUUGACAGACCCAUAAAUAUUUCCUAUAAAGACUGUAGAAGUGUGUUCUGGAGGGUUUGCUCUCCAAAAGGAAUUGUAAUAUAGAGUAGAAUUGGGAUAGAGUAUUGAAGACACUGGGUUUAGAGAUUGGAUAUUUUAAUGAUUGUGUGUUCUAAUUCAUGUGCUGCCAACUGAGUUAUCUAGUGAUACGACCUCACUGUCUUGACCAAAGCCAGAAUAGAAGGCAGGAUUCCUGAAUUCUAUCUUAAAAUUUGUAAUGAAGAGCCUUUUCCCUAAAUUAUCCCAUUAUGUAAUUCUUGGUCAGCUCAAGAACUGGGUUCUUUUUCUAAUAAUUAACUCACUAAAUCUGAGCCAGUGUCCAAGGACAGUUUGCCAUUAAGGAGUACUGAGACUUCUUAGCUUUGGUACUGACAGUUUUCUUUCGCCUCUUGACAUAAUUGGUAUAUGGAUCUGAUAACUGAGGUCCCAUCUUCCCUACUCAUUCCUAUGGGAAUGAUGCUUUGGAAAUUAUUAGAUAUAUCCUAUUCCCUUCCUCCCAUUUUUUUCCUGCUAGUGCAAAAGGUAGAUGAGUAGGAAGAUUAGGACUCCUGAGUUGCCCAUGAUUUCAUCUAAUUUUUGGAUUCAGAAUGUAUUUUAUGAAUAAUAUGCUGAGAUGCAUAUUAGGAAUGUGAAGCCAGAAUGGGUCAGUUGUAGCUGCUGCAAAGUUCUGUAGCUGAUGGUCAUUUAAUUGCAUGGGGAUUAUUUUAUCUUUCAUGAUUGUGGUGCACCUGAUGCUGGCCGGGUAUUUGUGUGUUUUUGUAUUGUUAUUUGAUUACAAAAAUAAAGCAAAAACUAACAAAUAAAGGUAUUGAAGAA